Molecule: messenger RNA, 858 nt
Organism: Echinococcus granulosus
Lineage: Eukaryota; Metazoa; Platyhelminthes; Cestoda; Cyclophyllidea; Taeniidae
Product: DnaJ subfamily C member protein
Exons: 8
Coding region: 1-858 (285 amino acids)
Biological process (GO): spliceosomal complex disassembly
Cellular component (GO): spliceosomal complex
Molecular function (GO): nucleic acid binding
Source: RefSeq, a predicted model, not a curated record
AUGGCCUUUGAGAUAGAGAUUGACCUUUACGAGUAUUUUGGGAUCUCCUUUGAGAGUUCCGCGAAAGAGAUUAAAAGAGCCUACAAGAUUAAAGCAAAAGAAUUACAUCCUGACAAAAACAAGGGCGACCCACAAGCAAAGGAGAAGUUCCAGAAACUUAAGGAUUAUCACGACAUUCUCUUGGACCCAGCUCGCAAGAGUCAGUAUGAUCUGAGAAUCAAAGCCAAAAUCGCCGCUGCGAAAAGACAUGCACAACUCGAUGAUGAGCGUCGUCGCCUAAAAGAAGUUCUUGAGGCAAGGGAGAAGGAGGCUGCUGCUCGGCGUGAAGAGGCCAACAGAAUGGCUGAAAAGAACAGGAUUGCCGAACGAAUCAGAAAGGAUUGGGAGGCCUCACGGGAGGCCGCUGCUUGUGCCGCACGGCGUGGGCAUUUGGACACCGUUAAAGCUGCUUCUAGAACAUCAGAUGGUCAUGUUAUCGUCAGUGUGAAGUGGAAGAAUAAACAUGGGUCUCUUUUGUACAAUAGGGAAUUUUUGUACACAUGUCUGCGUGAGUUUGGAACUGUGCUAAAUGUGAUAGUUGGGAAGAAAUGCAGCGCAGUGGUAGAAUUUGCUUCCAGGUUGGAGGCCGAGAAUGCCAUAAAAGCAGCGUCUGUAGGAUCGGUAGGACAUAUGGAAAAUCCGCUGAAGGUUUCAUGGCCUGUUAGUCCUGCUCCUCAUGAUGAGUCAGGAGCUGAUCCUGCCCCUGCCUCGACAAAGCAUCCAAGGCCUCCAUCACCUACGACUUAUCAGCCAUCAGAUAAUAUGUCCUUUGAAACCUUCGAGUCUGACAUCCUGGAAAAGAUGGCACGCUUCGGUUGA